AUGAUCAAAUCAAAUCAUGGCGGAUCGCGGCGGAGGGGAGGCGUGUUAAUUUUCGGCGGGGGGUGCUCCCGCUGCACGGUGGGGGAGCUGUGCGCCUUCGAGAUUGCCGUCAGAUCGCCCGCGAAAUGGGUCGCCACUCGCGAGCGGCCAAGCCUGGGGGGGAGAAAGAGAGGCCGCCGGGCUCUGGUUCGAUCACGCGCGCGGGACGGAGAAUUAGGCUCGAUCGGGCUGAGCAGUAGCAGCAGCAGCAGCAGCGAUAGCUCGAGCGGGUCUGAUGGCUGCUUGACCGGCGCGCUGCGGUCAGCGAGUAGAAGCGCGUGGAGUGAUGACGCUGCCAGGAACCAAUCGAGGAGCAGAAGCGGCCGGUCCUUACGGGAGUCUGGUUCUGUAGGUAGUGGCAGCAGCAGUGGUAGCGGCGGCGGCAGCAGCAGCAGCAGCGCGCGGAGGGGUGUGGGUGGUUUGCGCGAGUCGCUGGUGGUGAGGCUGAUGGGGCCUGCGUUGGUUGCAGCGGAUGUGACUACAGAGGAGGGUGACGUCACGCGAUGGCGAGUGACGUACCGCGUGUGGGACGCUGGAAACUACAGCGUCCUGGUCCAAUCAGAGUGCGACACGUUGGACUUUGCUCCCGAUUACUUGGAGCGAGUCAACAGCACGGGAUCACAUGUCAUGGCUCAGUGGGUCCUCACCGUCCUCCCAUCCACCAAGUCGUUCACCGAACCAGUCACCGAACCAGCUGCUGCAGCCGAAUCUCAACCCAGCAGCAAGCUCUUUCAUGAGGCAACGGACGGCCCAGAUUCGCCCUGUGACCAUUCCAUCCACGGCCGCUGGCUCUUCACCCCCCAAAAGCAAGCCUACACGUGGCAGCUCUACCCAUGCGCGCACCCCCUCCCCCCCACCUCCCAAUGGGUCUACACCCUUCAAUCCCGAGGCAUUUCCGAGAUUAACUUUGUCGGAGAUUCCCACUUGCGAUUCCUCUUCCACCAUCUCUACUUCCUCCUCACUGGCAAGGCCAAUGCAUCUACUGUCAAGUUUCACGGAGAUAUCCGAUUGGUCGUGCCGCCCCCUAGCCCGGAGCUGCUGCCCCUGAAGCUGAAUUUCUAUUGGAUCGGAGGGAUCUACGUCGACGGGCCUUUUGGCUGCGUGUAA
Molecule: messenger RNA, 1146 nt
Organism: Closterium sp. NIES-65
Lineage: Eukaryota; Viridiplantae; Streptophyta; Zygnematophyceae; Desmidiales; Closteriaceae
Source: the annotation of a GenBank genome assembly